Lingula anatina is the source of this 332-nucleotide messenger RNA. RefSeq names its product neuronal pentraxin receptor. NCBI's taxonomy places the organism in Eukaryota, Metazoa, Brachiopoda, Lingulata, Lingulida, Lingulidae. The record is from RefSeq and is a predicted model, not a curated record.
AUGGAGUUUGGAUAGUUGGACAAGAUCAAGAUACGGUAGGCGGCGGAUUUGACGCUACACAAGCCUAUGUUGGUGACAUCACGAGCAUCAAUGUUUGGAACACCGACAAUAUUGACGUUGCAGCAGUUGCGAACUGUGGCGAUAAUUUUGGAGGAAACGUCAUCUCUUGGUAUGACGUCAGCAAAGAAAUUCACGAAGUGUCUACAUACAGAGAAGAUCUUUGCAAAUUGAAAUAAGAGAUACAAAGGAAAAAUUGAAUUUCGUUUGUCAAGUUUCUGCUUUUCUUCUCUUUCAUAAAGGUAUAAUAAAAUGUGCUUUAUCUUAACAAAAUA